UCUGAAAUUUUUUUCCCAUUUUUUUUCUUCAAUGAUUUUCUCAAAAACAAUCCUAAAAAGAAAGAUAUAAUCCAAUAAUCGAGACCUAAUAAUUAUUAAAAUCGCCAAGCUUAUAAGAGAAAGAAGAAGAAGAAAAGGUUAGAAAGAAGAAGAAGAAAAAGAAGAGAAAUCCUAGAAAAGCUUGGAUGGUUGGAUCACAUGGCUGCUUCUUCUUCUUCUCAUCAGACACACAUUCCUCUCCCUUCAGACUCCGGUGGCAAUAAACCCUUAGAUCAUGAAGCUCAAUUAUCACUGGUUCCCAUCCAUGUUGUUACUGAUGCUUCCCAACUGCCGGCUGAAUUCCUUAACCCUACUCCUGAUAAGCAAUUGAUUAUAGGUUUUGAUUGCGAGGGUGUUGACCUUUGUCGCCAUGGAACUCUUUGUAUUAUGCAGAUUGCAUUUCCAGAUGCUAUAUUUUUGGUUGAUGCUACCCAGGGUGGAGAAAUGCUUCUGAAAGCUUGUAAGCCUGCUUUGGAAUCUAGUUACAUCACAAAAGUUAUUCAUGAUUGCAAGCGAGACAGUGAGGCAUUAUACUUUCAAUUUGGCAUCAAAUUGCACAACGUUUUUGAUACUCAGAUUGCCUAUUCUCUGAUAGAGGAGCAAGAAGGACGGACUAAAUUGCCAGAUGACUAUAUAUCUUUUGUUGGCCUUCUUGCAGAUCCACGCUAUUGUGGCAUAUCAUAUUUGGAGAAGGAAGAGGUUCGUCUUCUCCUUCGACAGGAUUCUAAUUUCUGGACAUACAGACCACUAUCUGAAUUGAUGAUUCGGGCAGCUGCAGAUGAUGUUCGCUUUCUUCUUUACAUCUAUCAUAAGAUGAUAAAGAAACUAAAUCAGAGAUCACUCUGGUAUCUAGCAGUUCGCAGUGCAUUGUAUUGUCGAUGUUUCUGCACCAAUGACAAUAAUUAUGCUGAUUGGCCAUCUAUCCCACCUAUUCCAGGUAACCUUGUAGGAGAUGGAAAUGCUCCUGAGGAGGAAAUCCUCUCAGUUCUUGGUGUUCCUCCUGGAAAGAUGGGACGUGUUAUUGGCAGACGAGGAGCCUCUAUUUUGUCAAUAAAGGAAUCUUGCAAUGCGGAAAUUUUUAUUGGAGGUUCCAAGGGUCCACCUGACAAGGUAUUCAUAAUUGGACCAGUGAAGCAGGUGAGGAAAGCAGAGGCCAUCCUCAGGGGGAAGAUGCUGGAAAUAUAUUAGGGAACAUCGUUUCUCAUGCAUCCCAACUGCAUCUUCAGAAGAAUAUCAAGUUCCCAGGCACAGAAUCUGCUGCUUAAAUUUUCUUGAGGCUUCUUGCCCCAAAUCUGAAUUGAAAUUAACAAUACUUGCUCUUUUAAAUAGAUGGUCUCAUACAGAUAUCAAAUCUCAGGUUGCUUUUCUUAAUUGGCGCAAACUAAGAAUUGAAAAACCAAGACUGUAAACGACAGCAUCAUAAGGAUAUUCAGUUACUACCCUACAGCAUUCUGAUGUUCUUUGUUUA
Molecule: messenger RNA, 1507 nt
Organism: Ricinus communis (castor bean)
Lineage: Eukaryota; Viridiplantae; Streptophyta; Magnoliopsida; Malpighiales; Euphorbiaceae
Product: egalitarian protein homolog
Exons: 10
Coding region: 199-1227 (342 amino acids)
Biological process (GO): nucleobase-containing compound metabolic process
Molecular function (GO): 3'-5' exonuclease activity; RNA binding
Source: RefSeq, a predicted model, not a curated record